AUGUCUCAAGUCACAAAUACUACCACCGGUAUCAUUAAUACUAAUAACGGUAAUACACCAUGGAAUAGAACACCCGGUAAACCUGGUGUUGGUUCCGGUAAUACUGCUGGCACCCAUUCUGCGUUUUCCUCUGCACCUUCAGCUGUUCCAUGGUCUACAACAAAUAGAGGUGAUAUCGAUUUGAUACAAGAACGUGAUCAAAUCGAAGAUUCUGUUGAUAAAAAGACUCAAUCGAUUCGUUCUUUAGUAUCCUAUGCUAAUUCGAAGAAUUCGGAUAAUUCUUCUACUAAUACUAAUACUGCUGCCGCUGUUGCUAAUACUACUGCUACUGGUAAUACAGGUCAGAUGUGGCCGCCUCCAGUCUUUGAUUCACCCAGACUUACAGAUCGUAAUGUUGGCGGCUUUUUAUCUCAGGAAUCCUCAUCAUCAACCGAUAACCAGUGGGCAACUACCACACCUUUUUCAGGUCAAACAGCUUCUGCCGCUGCUGCUGUUGGUGCUGCUGGAAAUACCAAUUCUCUGUUAGGUUCACCUAAUUCAUUUCCUAAUAUUAUAAAUCAUACACAAACUAUCAAUCCUAACCUAUGGUCUUUCGAUAAUUCAAAUAAUUGUCCUUCUGCGCCAAGAGCAAUUACUGGUCAACAAUUGAAUGUAACCCUGGCAACUACAUCACCACCACCAUCGGAAACUACAAGUUCAGAGCAUACUCGCCGGUAUAUGAAUUGGACAUUGGGAAGUGAUCAAGAUUUACUGAAUGAUGAUCGAUCUGGAUUAGCUUUCCCAUUAUCCAAUAUAAAUAUCAAUAGUAAUAAUAAUAACAACUCUAUUGGUGGGUUCGGCAAUCAAUCUGAUUUUAUUGAAAAUCAAUCAUCAUUCUCUUCACCUAUGAAUGCCAAUAUUCGAAAUAGUAGUAAUAAAAUAUCAGAAUUUGAUGUAGGACAGAGUAAUAUUUCAAAAAAAUCCAACUCUGAUAUUGACACAUCAACUUGUGAUACUGAAGAGGCUAUUCGUACAGCCGUCAAUACAACAGAACCAUGGGGAAUUCAUCCAGUUGACCAAAGCACACCAUGGAAUUGUUCUGAAGCAAAUGGUGAUUGCUUACCAACGCAUUCCUCUGCAUCGAUUACAGGAACACCUGGCAAUAAUGACUUGUCUACUAGCGCAUCACGAGUUACUGGUUUAAACCAGUCGUCAGGUGGGGGAGUAUCAAAUAUUCAACCUUCCGGUAGUAUCACUACAACUGCUACCGCUGCUACUAUUGCUACUCAGUCAUCUUUACAUUCCAGACGUCUUAGUUCAGCUAAUUCAUCAUCAGCAGUAGUAAGCAGAGAUUUGGAGUCAAAUAUCUGGCCAAGUGAACCACCGAAUGGUACAGGGAUUUGGGAAUCGCAUUAUGAAAGUCUUGGAGAAAGAACUGCACGUUGGCAUCAAAGCACCAACUCUGGACAACCACCAACAACAACACCACUACAACCACCACCACUAACAUCUCAGGCUUCAUUUGCAUCACAUUCUCUAAAUCCAGCUAACUUUGUUUCCAGUCAAAUGUCACAACAUCCUUCUCAUCGAUCUCGGCCACAACAAGGCCAAAUUCCAUCAAACACGGAAAGUUUUCGUGGCAUAAAUCGUGGUCCAGUCGUCCCAGGGACUAUAUUUCCUUUAGGACAACCACCACCUCCAACGCCUAAUGUCAUGAAUCUGGGGACAAGAUCAUUGUUUGGUGGGAAUCAUUCACUUGGACAGAUAAAUAGUAAUGUUGGUGGAAAUACUGGUCCGUCUAGAGGCUUUCCAAUAGCUGCUCCGGUGAAUCUUGGACCUGGAGUUUCUUGGCCUUAUUCUCCUGCAACUCAUCCAGGUGAUCCUGCUGUCCCAGGUAUUAAUUUCGGUAAUAAGUCUCGGUGGCCUGGUCCAAAUAUGAAUCGUCUACCUGUUGGUGGUAAACAACAACAACAACAGCAGCAGCAACAUCCACCCACGCAUAUCUUGCCUAACAUGACUUCGACUGGCUUACGAUGGCCUCCUGGUGGAACAACUCCACAAAUGCAAGGUGUAUGGCCAUUAACAACAGAUCAAAGACGUCCAGGUACAGUUCAAGGACCACAAUGGUCAUCAGCUAGUACUUCAGGAAUGGAUAAUAAUCCUAGUGGUUAUUUCAAUCAACCUAAUCAAAGCCUACCACCUCGUGCUUCUCAACAGAUCAGUGUGCCAGAAUUUCCUACAUCAUUGGCAGCAGCUUCUAGUCGUGGUGUAAAUCAAGCGUUUAGAACUCCACAGAGUGCCUUUUAUCCAGCCAUGACUCCCGGUUUUACCUCUUCCUCAAUGUCUCAACGUAUGUUUAUGAGUCCUCAACAACAUUCACAGCAAUUACAACAGCAGAGUGUAAUUCGUGCUCAUGUAAUGCGUCAGCUGUUUAGUCUUGGUUUUUCAGAGGAUGAAAUUCAACCGAUAUUCGCUGAUACAAACACCAGUGUGGAAAGAGCUUUAAUUGAUCUACGUGAUCGAUCAGGUCAUCCUGGUAUUGAUGAACUGAUUAAUUCAUUGAAACCGAUUACAGCUAGUCUGUUAACAUCACUGAAUCCAGAUGACGGCAGUUUAUCAUGUCUUGGACAAAAUUCAACCCCAACGAAUCGACUAAUGAUGGCUAUGCGGGGAAACGAUUUAUCGAAGUCCACCUUGCCAAUGCAUAGUCAACCUGCAGAAAAUCUUGAAUUAUCUCUACAAUUACUUCAACAACGUGAAUCACAGAUUUUACAAACAAUUGUUCAACUACAAUCGAAACAUCAAGAAUUAAAUCAAAAACUAUCGCAUAUUCGAUCAGCUAAUGUUCCAUUUGCAACGAAUCCAGUUAUGCAAGAACUUCAACUGCAAACAUUUCAAGUUGCUCAACAAAUUGAUGCUCAACAAGCUCAACUUAAACAUGUGCGUAGUCAAGCUGCUAUGCUGAAACAAAUCAAUCUACCACCAAAUUUAUUAUCAUCCUCAUCAUCUAAUCCAUCCUCGUCAUCAUCAUUACAUGGUGGUAUGACUGCUACAACAACUCCACUGUUGCCACCCUUAUCAAUGUCUGGUAUGCCCGGUCAAUCAUCGUCUUCAAGUCUACACGGCAUGUCUCCAUUACCAUUGAAUUCAACUGGUAAUUGUAAUUCAUUGAAUCUGCUGACUACUAGUAAUAAUAAUAAUAAUAAUAAUAAUAAUACGAAUUCAUCGUGGUCAUUACAAAGUGGUUCAAAUCUCGGCGGGAAAUCUAAUCAUCAAUUAUUGAAUAACAGUGGUAAUAACAACAAUAAUAAUAAUAUGACUAGUGGUGUUACAGAUAACCAUCCUGAUUUUAGCCAAGAUCAGUCGAAUUUCAAUAUGAUGAAUUCACUCUUGUGGGAAUCCAGUCCAUGGUCAGGAUCAUCCAGUCAACAACAUCUUAGUGAAAAUUUCUCCACUACUAAUCGAAAUCAUCUAUCUAGUGAUAGACGUUGGCCGUUACCACCUGGUGCUGGCAGUGGUGUUACCGGUAACGGUAAUAGUUCCUCUAUAAUAUCAUCAUCAUCAUCUGCGAAUCGAUCAGCAUUCAUAUCCUCACAACUUGCAUCACUUGGUGAUCCUAGAUGGACUGAUAUUGCUAAUGAUAUGAGUAAUUCAACAGGCAAUGAUACAAGACAACAACAAUCCCUUGUUGGCGGUGAAAUUGAUGAACUACGCAAUUGUGGCGGCGGCGGUAUAGACUAUCCAUUAAUUCCAAUUUCGAUUUCAUCAAAAUCAUGGUUACUAGCUCAUAACAUUCCUCCGCAUGUAUCUGUUGGUAUGCUAAAAGCAACAGUAUCUACUGCAUUGAGUAAUCACUUGAUGAAAUCAUCAGAAGCACAUGAGAAAUCCGGUGAUAGUAGAAAUAAUAAUAAUAAUGGUGAACCCGAAUUUGAAAUUCAUCCAAAUAUGUCAGCUAGAUGGAUAUUAUUAGGCUUAUGCAAUUCACUGCAAGCUUCAGUUGUUCAUAAAAGCUUGGAAAAUGCAAAUAAUAGUCAAUUGAAUGGUUAUUAUGGCUCGGUGAAAUUGAUUACACCAGCUGAAGCACUUCUUCAUUUACAAGAUAUUCAAUCUCUAGCUUCACGAUUGAAAGGUUUGAGUACGGAUAACUGUCUCUCGUCGGCAUCAUCCAAUCUUCAUUCGAUCAAUCAAUCAUCAAGUAUAUUGACAGGAUGUGAUUUCAAUAGUGGCAAUAAUAAUAUUAAUAAUAGUAAUAAUCUAAAUAAUGAUAUUUCUGGAUCAAAUUAUUCAAUGAUCGGAUCAAAUACUGCAAAUAAUAAUAAUAACAAUAAUACUUCAGAUAUCUAA
Trichobilharzia szidati is the source of this 4323-nucleotide messenger RNA. NCBI's taxonomy places the organism in Eukaryota, Metazoa, Platyhelminthes, Trematoda, Strigeidida, Schistosomatidae. The record is from the annotation of a GenBank genome assembly.